This is a messenger RNA of Arachis duranensis, 919 nucleotides long. Its product is annotated as B3 domain-containing protein Os07g0563300-like. The record is from RefSeq and is a predicted model, not a curated record. Lineage: Eukaryota; Viridiplantae; Streptophyta; Magnoliopsida; Fabales; Fabaceae. The transcript is spliced from 5 exons. The coding region runs from base 12 to 641 and encodes 209 amino acids. Gene Ontology annotation, molecular function: DNA binding.
GAAAUUCAACCAUGGCUGCUGCUCCAAAUGAAUCAACUCAUCAAAUGGUUAUAUCUGGAGCAAAAUGCAAACAGAAACAUGCAGUAUCAGGAGGUGGUUCAUCAUCAACAGCCAUGAUUAAUGCAUCAUUAUCAUUGAGUGAAAACAAUGGCACACAACCUAAUAAUUCUGGGUGUUGCUUAUAUGUUUCACCUCAAACUGGUUUGAUCCGUUUCCUCAAUUUUGGUCAGAUGAAACAGCAGCAAUAUUUGAAAGAUUUGGGAUUUCCCAAUUCUACAAUGACUCCUAUGUUCAAGAAAAUUCUAAGUGCAACUGAUACUAAAGUCAAGAGUGGACGUCUUGUGAUUCCAACCAAAGGCGCAAGGGCUUAUCUUCCAGAACUUGAGGAUAAGCAACGAUGCAUUCUCCUUGAAAUUCUUGACACCAAAGGGAAUAUUUGGAAGUUAAGCUACCGUUUUUGGGAGAACAACAGAGGGAGGAUCUAUGUUCUUGGAGGCCUUAAAGCUUAUAUUACUAUUUGGAAAUGGCAAGUUGGUGACCAAGUCACAUUUUAUCGAAUUGAACCAGAAAAUAAAUAUCUUAUUGUAACUGAAAAAGAGCUUCCAGUAUCUGAAAAGAAACUUCCAGCAUCGUCGUCUUAAUUAGUUCUCUUAAUCUCAGGGCACAUCACCAAAAUGGCCAUGUUUAAACAUGUGAGUCAUGAAAUUAAUAAUUAUUAUUGAUCGAAUUAUUACCAGCAAGGGAGUUGUUAAGACUUGUAAACUUGGCUUUAUUUUUGUGACUCAUCUAAGAUUUGGUUUUGUUUCUGUUUAUCAUUUCAAUUAUUACUUUUGUGAACCUUUUGGUUAUUUUCUUUUUGUUGUUCUUCCUUUUGCCUAUUAACAGUUUCUUGUGAAUAUUUAUAAAAAUCAUAAGAUUC